Octodon degus (degu) is the source of this 1491-nucleotide messenger RNA. It is a transcript of the gene Sirt3, whose product is annotated as sirtuin 3. The record is from RefSeq and is a predicted model, not a curated record. NCBI's taxonomy places the organism in Eukaryota, Metazoa, Chordata, Mammalia, Rodentia, Octodontidae. Gene Ontology annotation, molecular function: NAD+ binding; histone deacetylase activity, NAD-dependent. The transcript is spliced from 8 exons. Bases 267 to 1076 code for a protein of 269 amino acids.
GGUGCAAGGGACCGGGGGCGGGGCGAGUCCACUGUGAUACUCCUGGACGCGCGUGCGUGGCGGAGUGUCAUGGCGCUGUGGGGCCGACGAGCUUUCUCUGCUUUACGGGUGUGGGGCCCGGGAGUAUUGCAGGUGGAAGAAAGUGCAUAUCUAAUUCUGUGAGUGCUUCAGGCAGUUUUGGAAGCAGAGGCAGCAGUGAAAAGAAGUUCUCCCUGCAAGAUGUAGCUGAGCUCAUUCGAACCAGAGCCUGCCAGAGAGUGGUGGUCAUGGUGGGUGCUGGGAUCAGCACACCCAGCGGCAUUCCAGACUUCAGAUCUCCAGGGAGUGGCCUCUAUAGCAACCUCCUGCAAUAUAACCUCCCGUACCCUGAAGCCAUUUUUGAACUUGAAUUUUUCUUUCACAAUCCCAAGCCCUUUUUUACUUUGGCCAAACAGCUGUACCCUGGGAACUAUCGGCCCAACAUUAUUCAUUACUUCUUUCGGCUGCUCGAUGACAAGGGCCUGCUUUUGCGCCUCUAUACUCAGAACAUCGAUGGGCUUGAGAGAGUGUCUGGCAUCCCAGUUUCAAAGCUGGUUGAAGCUCACGGAACCUUUGCCUCAGCCACCUGCACUGUCUGUCGAAGAUCCUUCCCAGAGAAGGACUUAUGGGCUGAUGUGAUGAUGGACAAGGUCCCCUGUUGCCCAGUUUGCACUGGCAUUGUGAAGCCUGACAUUGUGUUCUUUGGGGAGCCGCUGCCUGAGAGGUUCUUGCUACAUGUGCUUGAUUUUCCCAUGGCAGAUCUGCUGCUCAUCCUUGGGACCUCCCUGGAGAAUCAGGGAUUGAACUCAGGCCCCUGUGCUUGCCAGGUGGAACCUUUUGCCAGUUUGUCUGAGGCUGUACGUGGCUCAGUGCCUCGACUGCUCAUCAACCGGGACCUAGUGGGACCCUUUGCUUGGCAUCCUCGCAGCAGAGAUGUGGUCCAGCUAGGGGAUGUGGUUCACAAUGUGGAAAGGCUGGUGGAGCUUCUGGGCUGGACAGAAGAGCUGCAGGACCUUGUCCAGCGGGAAACUGGAAAGCUGGAUGGACGAGACAUAUGAAGUGACUGUCCCGUGUCCAAGAGACAGGCACACCUAUCUACAUCCCAUUUCUGAAGACAGCCUGGGCAGACUCACAAAUCGUGGCUGAACUGCAGCAAGCAGCCUGAGGUAGCAUGAAUGCCUGAGGCUGCAUCAGGAUGGCUGUUGGGCAGGACCUGUUUGUGCUUGGGGCCACUUGGCCAGUUGCCAAGGAACUGCCUGUCCUGUUUGGUGUGUCAGCUUUUGCUCUCACAUGUAAAGCAUUUUGUUCUGAGGAUGACCCUCUAGGACAUAAGCAGACAGCUGGAACCCUGGACUGUCUGUAGGGUAGCUUGGUAUUUGUUAGACCUGAAGUUGGACUCAGGUGAUACACUAGGGUUUUCUAGCAUGUUGUUCUCUGCAGUUGGAUUAUUUUUAGAGAAAAUCAUAUCCUUCA